Molecule: messenger RNA, 718 nt
Organism: Venturia canescens
Lineage: Eukaryota; Metazoa; Arthropoda; Insecta; Hymenoptera; Ichneumonidae
Exons: 2
Coding region: 23-706 (227 amino acids)
Source: RefSeq, a predicted model, not a curated record
UAGAUAAAAACAUGAUAUUAUCAUGUUUGAGUCGAAGGAACACGAUGAACAGGAAGCUCUCAAAUUGGAUGAGUGUUACAAGGAAGCUAUCGAACGUGUUACACCUCUUAUUAUCGCAUUGAACCUUUCACAAGACAGAUACCUCUGUCAUGCUUGGCUCAAAAAAUUAGCUGAACCCAGGAACCCGCGAUCUCUUCGAAAUAAAUACUUGGGUGAACUUUACAGACACCUAAGAAAUGGUUCUAUCGACGGUAUUUUCGCUAGCCCACCGCCGACCGGUCCAUUGUUGCCUCUUCCAAAAUGCUGCAGCUGUGAGAUCACUGCGAGUUCUUCAAUGAGCGAACUUUCCGACGUGAGUCGUAUCAUCCUUCACGAUUCUUCGAAAUCGAUUAUCAAGCACAGGAACAGAAGUUUUUCAGGUGUUCCAUCAAGUGACUCGAGCUCGACGAAUUGCACCUGCGAAUUCAAAAAUUCACCAGCUCGCUACUGCGCCAAGCCUCGACCCAACAGACAUGCAUUCCUUGUCUAUAAAAAACGAAUUGAAAGCCUAAUUACUCACGUUCAUGAUCUUCAAGCCGAGAAGGAACGCUUAAAACGGAGCUUAUGUCAAUCUAAUCGAAAUUGCAAUUUUAAUGAAAAUUCCAAAAAUUUGACUUCGACGAUUGAACAAUUAACUGUGGAAAUUACGACGCUAAAGACAAAGUGAGAGUUGACAGAU